AUGUCCUCAGCAACAUCCUUCCGCGAGUUGAUCGGCGUGCAGCCAUCAAAAGCCAGUGUCGCCGAUAGCACCCUCAUCAUCAUCGAUGCUCAGAACGAAUACGCCGAGGGCAAGUUGAAGUGUUCCAACACAGCCUCCUCUCGCAAGGUCAUCGCCUCGCUGCUGCAAAAGUACCGCGACGGCAACGGAAAAAUUGUUCACGUCGUGCACGAUACUCCCGACGGCGCACCUGUCUUCACCCCUGGCACCAAGCUCGCCGAAGAGUUCGAGGAGCUCGCACCAAAGGAUGGAGAAAAGGUCAUCCACAAGAACUACCCCAGCUCUUUCGCGAGCACCGACCUCCACAAGCAUCUCGGCGGCGGCAAGAUUGUGCUCACCGGAUACAUGGCGCAUGUCUGUGUAUCGACAACAGCCAGACAGGGAGCUGAGCUGGGAUACGACGUGGUUUGCGUCGAGGAUGCAAUUGGCGACAGAUCGAUUCCCGGAGUCGAGGCUGAGGAGCUGACCAAGACUGCGUUGAACGAGAUUGCCGAUGCAUUUGGCACCGUCAUUCAGAGCAGUGAGAUCCAAUAG
This is a messenger RNA of Aureobasidium namibiae CBS 147.97, 573 nucleotides long. Its product is annotated as Isochorismatase hydrolase. Bases 1 to 573 code for a protein of 190 amino acids. The record is from RefSeq and is a predicted model, not a curated record. Lineage: Eukaryota; Fungi; Ascomycota; Dothideomycetes; Dothideales; Saccotheciaceae. The transcript is spliced from 2 exons.